Labrus mixtus (cuckoo wrasse) is the source of this 802-nucleotide messenger RNA. It is a transcript of the gene crabp2b, whose product is annotated as cellular retinoic acid binding protein 2, b. Gene Ontology annotation, cellular component: nucleus; cytosol. Gene Ontology annotation, molecular function: fatty acid binding. The coding region runs from base 93 to 521 and encodes 142 amino acids. The transcript is spliced from 4 exons. Gene Ontology annotation, biological process: fatty acid transport. The record is from RefSeq and is a predicted model, not a curated record. NCBI's taxonomy places the organism in Eukaryota, Metazoa, Chordata, Actinopteri, Labriformes, Labridae.
GGUGAACGAACUGAGGCGGACAGACGCUCGGAAACUGAUAGAGACCACUUCCAGUCUGCAAAAGUGUCACCUCUGCAAGAAGGAGCAUCAAGAUGGAGAAGAAAAUCACAGAUUUCUCAGGAAAAUGGACGAUGAAGUCUUCGGUAAAUUUCGAGGAACUUUUGAAAGCACUGGGUGUGAAUGUCUUCCUGAGAAAGAUUGCAGUAGCAGCAGCGUCCAGCCCAGCGGUGGAAAUCACCCAACAGGAUGAGAGUCUCUCCAUCAAAACGUCCACCAGCGUCCGCACCACCCACGUCUCCUUCACUGUGGGUCAGUCCUUCAGUGAGACCACAGUGGAUGGACGUCCUUGCACGAGUGUUCCUACGUGGGAAACAGACACAAAGAUCAGCUGCGAACAGACAGUACAGAAAGGGGAGGGGCCAAAGACAUCAUGGACCCGAGAGCUGACCAACGAUGGAGAACUGAUACUGACAAUGACUGCUGGCGAUGUUGUCUGCACCAGAGUUUAUGGAAGGGAAUGAGGAAAUGUCCUCAAGUCUCUCUCACAAUCCUCCGGUUUUGUGCCUCAUGCAUGGUUUACAUUAACUCCUUUUGUUUUCUUCUCCAGUCAGAUGUUGGUCAGAGCUCACUCGCACAGUACACUGUGUUAAAGGCUUCAAAUGUACGAGGUUGCUUUUGAAACACCAAAGCUGCUCCGACUUUUUUAUGUAUCAUAGAUAAAUUUCACACAUUCCUUUUUUAAAAAAGCUGUAUUGCAGUGUCUAGACCCUUUCCCAGAUGUUAAUAAACUGUUUUAUAUGAA